Molecule: messenger RNA, 1438 nt
Organism: Tuber aestivum (summer truffle)
Lineage: Eukaryota; Fungi; Ascomycota; Pezizomycetes; Pezizales; Tuberaceae
Source: the annotation of a GenBank genome assembly
GAUGUUGGACGACCCGGUUCUGCAGGGCCUCCCCCCCCUCCCCGAUUGACACUCCUGUUGGUGGGGGGAUAUCACUAAAGAAUUAUCGUAGGCCGUGGUCCCCGUAACAGUCAGUGUAUCAGGAAUUACUCGCUCAACUGUUUGAAGCUCGUGCAUGCUGAAGGUCCCCGGUUGCUUUGGGGAAUAUUUAUAUGGAUUCUCCCUUCCACCUUAUUUCCCUCUUCCUUCUCCUCUCACCACCACAUUGUCGCUCACUCCCGUUUUAAUCUAAUCCUUUUUCUUGCUCCUCUUUUGCAUAUUCCCGUCGACCGGUUCGACCACCAGACCUUUCUCUUCUUGCAGUUAUUUCCCUUUUCGACCUUUCGUCUUGCAUACAAGUUCCUUCUUGUACCAUCGCCACUCCGCACACAUCUGAAAAAAAGAUAUAAGAACCAGGAAAUCAUACCGGAAAAAGAAGAAAGAAUAUAAAUCAAGUCAAAAUGCAGAACAUCAGCAUCCUCACCGUUUUCACUCUCCUCUUUGCUGUCCUCGCCAUCGCGGCUCCCGUCGUUGUUGAGCGCCAGAUCACACCAGUAGGCUGUAUGUCACCUUGCACCCAUGAUAUGAGAAAGUGUAGACUCUUACUAACACAUCCAUUCUAGUCAACAAGUACGGCAAUGACGGCGUCGCAUCGAAGACUGACGGCUCCGGCGAAGUUGUCCCGGUUGUCCCGGGCACCGCCCAGGGUGUCUCCGGUAGCCCCGACCCCAACUAAGGAAUCCUUCGCAUGCAUGCACUCUUGGGACAUGUCAUAAAUGUACAAUAUCGUUCUCUAGCAACCUCGUGUCAUGUUCUGGAAUCCUGUCGCCGUCUCUCGUCUCAUUUGAAAACAAAUCAUAUCACUCAUGCGUUUCUUCCUUUUCUCAAUCCAAAUUCUACGCCUCCAUUCUACCUUCCAGGGUGUAAAUUUUUUUGAUGAUGACUUUUUAUCCCAAUAACCUACCAACCCGUCUCUAAAGACCAAUUUCGAACACGGGGGACGUAUGGAUUUUUUUUCUUUCUUUCUUUUCUUUUCUUUCCCCCUAGUAUUUUUCUCUACCCUAGAUUAUGAUUUUCUGGCAUCCUUUUUUCUUUUUUUCUUUUUCCUUUGUUGUACGGAGCAAUUCGGCAUGGGCAUGAGUACUCGAUAGUAGAGGAAGGCACCAGUGUGGGGAUUUGCUAGUGGUGGAUUUGGGAAAUAUUGCUUUCUUUUUGGGGGGGGAGUCUUGACGACUUUCGCUACCUUUUUAUUCUUGCUUUUCUCGCCUCUUAACUUUCCUUUGUUCGGUUUGGUCGUGCGGAAAUAGUGGGAUUGAAUUUGGAUUUUUCUAUACAUUUGGUGUGUCGUGUUGUGGUCUUUUUGUGUUAAAGUCGUGAGCUAGUAUAAUUAACUGAACACUUGAUCGAUUUGAUACAAAAC